AUGGAGUGUUUCCGGCAGCUAGUUCGACUGGUUAAGGCACCGUUCAAGCGCGAAAAGCCGCAGCAGCGGGUGCUGGAGAUCGGACCCCCUACCGAUUUCCGAAAGGAGGAGAUGCCUUCGUUUUUCCCGGAUGACGAUGCCGCCACACUACACAGUCGUGGAUCGACUUUCGAGAAGGAGAAGGACAUCGCCAUCACGGCCACCGAACGUCAACCGUCCACCCGGGACAAGAUCAAGACUCAUGUCCGCAAGUUGAGUGUUCGGGCCGCCGCGAAGCCACUGCCCUCCGAAGAGGAAUGA
Molecule: messenger RNA, 300 nt
Organism: Aspergillus homomorphus CBS 101889
Lineage: Eukaryota; Fungi; Ascomycota; Eurotiomycetes; Eurotiales; Aspergillaceae
Exons: 3
Coding region: 1-300 (99 amino acids)
Source: RefSeq, a predicted model, not a curated record